Messenger RNA from Pararge aegeria (speckled wood butterfly), 1326 nucleotides. RefSeq names its product zinc finger protein ZIC 4 (gene opa). Gene Ontology annotation, cellular component: nucleus. Gene Ontology annotation, biological process: central nervous system development; regulation of transcription by RNA polymerase II. The transcript has 2 exons. NCBI's taxonomy places the organism in Eukaryota, Metazoa, Arthropoda, Insecta, Lepidoptera, Nymphalidae. The record is from RefSeq and is a predicted model, not a curated record. Gene Ontology annotation, molecular function: RNA polymerase II cis-regulatory region sequence-specific DNA binding; DNA-binding transcription factor activity, RNA polymerase II-specific. Bases 1 to 1326 code for a protein of 441 amino acids.
AUGGUGGCGGGCGAAUGGGGCUAUGCGCCGGUGCCGGCCACACCCGCCAUGAACGCGUUCUUGGAGACCAACCACGCGCACCUCGCGUCCUACGGGCUCAAGAUGUCGCCGCAGCCGGGGUGCGGCGUCGGUCCGCAGCACCGAGCGGCCGCACCCCAUCCUCCACCGCAUCACCCGCCGCACUACCAACCCUACCCGCUGCACUCCUACCAGACGGGCUACUUGCGAGAGUACGGAGGCUGCGGAGAGCUGUUUCCGCAACAGCCGAUAGAGCAGAGCUGGGACUGGCGCGGAGAUGUCCACUACCAAGGCGGAGCGCCGGCACUCGUUCCGCACGCGCACUCCCACGCACCGCACGCUUUCCUGCGAUACGUGCGCGCCCCGCCGCGUCGUGACAUGCGGUGUCAGUGGCUGGACCCCGAGCAGCCUCCGCCGCGGAAACUGUGCAACAAACUAUUCUCGAGCAUGCACGAAAUUGUGACGCAUCUAACAGUCGAACACGUGGGUGGACCGGAGUGCACGACGCAUGCCUGCUUUUGGCAAGGCUGCUCGAGGAACGGACGGCCGUUCAAAGCGAAGUACAAGCUAGUGAACCACAUCCGAGUGCACACGGGAGAAAAGCCCUUUCCAUGCCCCUUCCCUGGAUGCGGCAAGGUGUUCGCCAGAUCGGAAAACUUGAAGAUCCAUAAAAGAACUCAUACAGGUGAAAAGCCGUUCAAAUGCGAAUAUGCGGGCUGCGACCGCCGGUUCGCCAACUCUUCAGACAGAAAAAAGCAUUCGCACGUGCAUACAUCGGACAAGCCUUACAACUGCCGCGUCCACGGCUGCGACAAGUCUUACACGCACCCAUCUUCUUUGCGGAAGCAUAUGAAAGUGCACGGGGCAGCUGGCGAUGCUUCCCCCCGGUACGACAGCGAUGGAGACGAUUCCUCCUCAGCUGGAAGCGUCAGCGUAACAGCUGGAGCAUCCAGCCCUCCAGCACCCAUUCCUCCACCGCCUCCUCAAGCCACAACGCUACACCCUCACCACCACCCGACGAUUACAGAUAAACUAGAGAGCCUUAACGAUAAAUACCUUAAUCCUCAAGACCAGAAAUCGUACGAGCGUCUGCCAGCACCACCUCACCACAAUCAACCUCCCCACCUCACGAAUAUAGGGGGUAACGGUAUGAUGGACAACAAACUUGGCUUCGGUGGUCACUGGAGCCAGUUCCAACAACCUGCGCCCGCUGUUCCUCACGCGGUUCCGGAGUGGUGGUGUCCCACGCAGGAGUCCUAUCACCACCAUCACUUGAUGCACCACUCUGGAGCUGCCGCCGCUUACUGA